Molecule: messenger RNA, 216 nt
Organism: Paramecium octaurelia
Lineage: Eukaryota; Ciliophora; Oligohymenophorea; Peniculida; Parameciidae
Source: the annotation of a GenBank genome assembly
UAUUAUCCUUGCUCUGAUUCUUAUUCUAUAAAUAUCCUUUUUAGAACCUAAGAAUCAAGCAAGCAAUAAUCAGAUCAAAACUUAGAAAUUUAAGGAUAGGGAUGUAGAAAAUAAAUUAAUUUCUUUAAAGGUCCAUAGUACCAUAAAGUCUAUAUUUAUUGCAUAGUUCUUCAUUUCAAACUGAUGAUUAUAUUGAUUAUAGAAGUAGACCUUGAG